GGGAGUGGAGAGGUAAACACUUUAGACUGCUUUAGAACACAGUGAGAGCUGCUGCAUCCAGAGGUGAUCUCAGGAGGCCACAACCCCAGCGCCUUUGCAGGAAGCGCAUACAGCUGAAAAUGGCACGAGUUCGACAACCCUCGCUGUCUCUGAUCCACACAGGAAUCCUCUUAGCCAUUGUUCUGCUCCCAGAGUUCCUGGGGGCCGUGCCAGUGGAGCAGCACAAGGAGGAAGAAGUGACUUCAGUGUCUGAUGAUGUGAAAGCUGACGCCAUGGCCAACCUGAAGAGACUUGUUCGUAACAGAAGGAACGUCCCCGUCCUGGCUGUGCCACAGUUCAAACGCCUGCCUGACUUCUGGGGAUGGUAUAAGCACUUCAUGGACUCCCACAACCAGGAGGGAGUUGAGGAUCUUGAUCGUCUGUACAUGGCCUACCUGCAGAACAAGCACAGGUCAGAGGAGGGGCCGACCUUCAACCACUACCUCACACACCUCAGCGAAAUCUACAAGACCUGCGCCGAUUCUGAUGACCCAGAAUGCAUUUCAGAGUCCACCAGUAAGCCUAAGGCUUCAAUGGUGAUGCCCUCCUCCAUCAAGUCUGCUGCGGUCAGGCUGUGCAACCCCUAUGUCGACCCCUACUGCCUCUUUCCCCUUGUCUCAAAGGGUGCAGCCCCAGAGCCUGUGCCAGCUGCAUCCAAGGUUCCAGCUCCCGUCCUCACUCCCAUGCUGCCAAUGCCCCUGAAGAGCCCGACUGGCUUCUACCACUAUGCCCCUGUCCUGGAGCCCUUCCUGGGCUCUGACCAGAGAGCAGAGCUGCUGAGGAUCUGCAACCCAGAGGAUGUGGAGUGUCUGCAGUACCAUCUGAGGGCAGCGUAUGGGUAUCGCCCAGCUUCUGCUCCUGCUCCGUCCUAUGCUGCCCUUAAAUGUGACCCCAGGGACCCCUACUGCAUGCCCCCCCUGGUCCAGAAGGCCCCAACUGGCUUCUACCACCUGAUGUACCCCAGCUGUGACCCAUCAGAUCCUCUUUGUGUGUCCAACGUUGUUGCUCCUGCUCCCAUUUCUGAGGAAUCUCCUAAAGAGCAACAUUGCAACCCUCUGUUUGACGCUGACUGCAACCCUCUGUCUGCUGCUAAGCUGUCAGGCCUCACCAAGCCUGUCCUGGAGUACACCCUCAAGGGUGCACCUGCUCCUCCACCUGCUCCUCUGUCCUGUGACCCUCGCUAUGAUCCAUUCUGCAUACUGGCAGUCGCCGCUGCUCUGCGCAAGCCCCCACCACAGAUCCCCGCACACCAGGUCCGCUACAAGCUCGGCAUCCGUGGCAAGACCAGCGAGGGCCACGACUGCUAUGUGCACUAUGACAAAGACUGCACCCCGGUGAAAUCUGGCUACGAGGCCAAGGCUGACAUCAAGGCUCCCGUCAAGCCCUUCUGUCAUCCGUUUGACCCCAACUGCGGUAAAUUUGCUUCACCCUCCGGCAUUGAGGCUUCAAAUACUGGCAAGGGUGGUAUAAUCCUGCCUGACCCCGACUGCGACCCAGAGAUGGACUACAAUUGCCGUCUUCGACGUGCUGAGCCUGCUGCUGAAGAGAAAGCCGCUGACGAGCCUGCUAAGGAAGGACUGUCUGCAGUUCCACGAUUUGAAGACUUCCUCAAGGGCGUCAUGAAUCAGUACAAGUAG
Molecule: messenger RNA, 1676 nt
Organism: Solea solea (common sole)
Lineage: Eukaryota; Metazoa; Chordata; Actinopteri; Pleuronectiformes; Soleidae
Gene: and2
Product: actinodin2
Exons: 6
Coding region: 120-1676 (518 amino acids)
Source: RefSeq, a predicted model, not a curated record